Messenger RNA from Moesziomyces antarcticus, 510 nucleotides. RefSeq lists its product as uncharacterized. The record is from RefSeq and is a predicted model, not a curated record. NCBI's taxonomy places the organism in Eukaryota, Fungi, Basidiomycota, Ustilaginomycetes, Ustilaginales, Ustilaginaceae. Bases 1 to 510 code for a protein of 169 amino acids. The transcript has a single exon.
AUGGCGAGCAACUUGCCUCAGAAUCCAGCGCCUCCUCUGACUGUCCAAUACACGAUUCCGGCCCAGCCGCAUCCGUUCGAGAUUACCGUCACCAAGACGCCUCUUUCUCUCGAUGGCGAGACGCGACUCCUCGAUCAGCAAGUGACACGUACGACGAUCGUCCGCUUGCAGCGACAGCAAAUCAUCGUAACGACCGCGCUUGGAGGUCCACCCACCGUCCCCAGACAGGAAUCGGUCGUCUUCAGGACUAGACACGGGGUCGAGCCUCGCAACCUCGAGGCAUUCGCAGCUGCAGCAGUUGCUUCGCCGCAUGUCGUAGCUGUACACCGAGGAACGAAACCCCGCAGUGGAGCAAACACCAUCACGGUCAUUGUGACUUUCCAGGCUCCUCCUCUCUUCGUGGACGCUGCUCUUGAGUCCGCACGACAACUUCCAGGCUUUCUGUUCUCGUUUGGGGCUCCUCCUGAAGGAGACGCAAUCAUGCGAGCAAUGCAGUCGAUGACGUUGUGA